AUGAGAGGAAACGGAGAAGAGGCCAUAGCAAAUGACGCCAAGCACGGUGUAAGCCCAGAAGAAGACCUGGAACGGCACGCCCAGGGACUCGUAGAGUACUUUCAACAUGGGGAAGAUGAUGGUGCCAGCAUCGAAGAGGCAGCUGUUCACCUCAAUCAGGAAAACGUGCGCGAGGUCGUGCACAGCAGGCUUCGGAUGGCCAUGUGCCUACUGCCGGGCAAGACAGUGCAGCACCAGAUCAGCAUGGUGAUCCUUGGCGUCAUGAUGAUCCUUGGCGAACUUGGGAUCGCUCGCAUGGGGCCUGGGGACAGUCUACUUGGCGUAGCGCUGGGUGGUGGACUGGAGAUGGCUACUAUGGCGGGCGGCAGUGGUGGUAUGAUGCCUGGGAUGAUAGGGAUGGUGCUAGGCGUCCAAAUGGGGGUCAAGAUUCCGGCCAUUUUGGCAGGAACGAUCAACGUGAUGCAACAGAUCCGUGGGCCCACUACCAAGGUCCGCCUGAGGGACAGGCCGGUCGUCCUGAUGACCAGGCCUCCGAUGGCUCGGGCAGAGGCUCGGGUGAAUCUCGUGGGAGUGGUGCCAGCGAGGCACAAUCGCCAGGUAGUGGUGGCCGAUGUGACUACGGAGACCGAGAUGCACAGGGCCCAGAUAACAAUCGUGUUCCUGGUCCUGACAGAGAGCGGAGACUUCAAAGGUGGCCUGAGUGAGCGGAUGGCUGUGCCGAGCUUUUCGGCAGACAAGACAGGGGAUGAGCUUGGCAGCUCAGCCCGCUCGUACCUGAGGCAGAUCGAUGCCUGGUGCAAGGUGACGAGAACUCCGGCGUCGCAAAGAGCCCUCUUGCUUUACCAAAAUCUUAGCGGAAGAGCGUGGGUGGAGUCUGAAGAGCUCAGUGUCGAGUUGUUGGCCUCCGAGUACGGCGUGCAGGAGUUUAAGAGAUGGAUCCAGGAAAGGUACCAGGAGAUCGAGGUGUCGAAGAUAGCCGAGGCCUUGACUCAGUUCUUCAAGAAGCUGAGACGUGAAGGAGGUCAGAGUAUCCGUGAGUUCAACUCAGCAUUCGACCGUGGCCACACCCGCUUAUUGGAGAUCGACUGUCGCCUCCCUGAAGUCGCAAAGGCCUGGGCGUACUUGAAUGCCCUCGGCCUCACGAGUGCAGAGGAACUUGCCCUCCUUGCUUCCGUGGGCAAUGAGUACAAUACGGCAAAGUUGCAGAAGGCAGCAGUCCUCCACGAGAAGUCCUUUAAGCCCCCGUGGUUCGUGAGGCGCAACGGCAACGGCAAUCCUGAUGGGGGCAAAGGAAAACCUGUGCGAGGUGCCUUCUUGACCGAGAUUGACGAGGACGACAUUGCCGAGGAGGAGACAGAGCACCUGAUGACCGAGGAAGAGGCCUCUGAGAUGCACGAGGCGUUCAUGGCUCAGGAGUCAGCCAAGGCCCGGUACAGGGAGAUCACGAAGGCUCGGGGAGUGGAUCCUAGUUUUCUUCGCAAGGAUGGUUCCAGGAACGAAGCCAGCAACAAGGAUACUCCUGAGGCCAGGUUGCAGCUUGCCAAAAGUCGCUCGUAUUGUGCUGGAUGCCGCCGCAGGGGGCACUGGCACAAAGACCCAGAGUGCCCAAUGAAUCAGCCUGGAGGCCAGAUGACGAAGCCUGGUGGUUCCUCGGGCGCCAAGGACAGCUCCAAGGAGGCGUUUGUGGUGCAGGUUGCCUAUGAGGUCGGCUACAUGGGUGGUCAGGGCUUGGUCGCCAUCACCGACUCCGCACGCAGUAAAUCUGUGGCGGGACAGGCGUGGCUCCAGAAGUACAUGUUGGCUGGCCGGGAAGCGGGCCUUGAGAUGCAGUUCAUCGACACCCAGGACGACUUCAGGUUCGGGGCCUCCAAGCUUUUCCGGGCUACCUUCACUGCCACGAUUGCGAUCUUCGUUGGUGGACGCGGCUUCUUGGUCAGGGCUUCCAUCGUCCAGGGAGAGGUCCCCCUUCUCCUGUCAAGAAACGUCCUGAGCAAGAUUGGCAUGCUUUAUGAUGUUGAAGGACACAGCGCCUCGUUUCGUCACCUUGGAGUACAAGAUCUCAAGCUCCUCACGACGGAAAAUGGACAUCCGGCUAUUCCCGUACGAGUGAAAGGGCUCCCGACGUUUGCUCUCCCAACGCCCCAGGAGUGGGCCGGGGACGAAGUGCGACUCCUUCCUUCCAGCGAGUCUCAUGCUGCAUACAUGACCAUGACAUGUGAGAGUAGUGAGAGGGCCUCUGCAUCAACCUUUGCUACUUCCAGGAGCUGUGAGUCAGCAUGUGUUGCCGAUGGAGGUGCCGAUCGGAACCUCUCCCAGCCCUUCGAGACUAUCUUUUAUCCGAAGAAGUUAUCGCCCUUUGUCUUCAACUUCUUGAGUGCCGAGGCUUUGAACACUGAUGUUUUCAUGCGUUGGUGGAGUGAGACCAAGCUUGCAAAGGACUUCUGGAUAGAAACGGCUUCUUCUUUCAUACGAAUACACGUCAUUCCCCGGAAAGCACUGUUCUCCCCCGAUGCAUGGCACACAAGUCAGAGCAACGUUCGACUGUGUUCCCUCGUACCCCUUUUCAGAGCAGCAGUUCGGAACAUGUCGUCGCAGAAGGCCAAGACGCUCUGGAACAUGAGCCGGAGCGAGUUGGUAGAAGAAGCUCAUCGGCUGGAAGUGCCGAUACACACUACAUGGGGCAAGGAAGAGAUACGUCAGCUGGUGUCAGAGAAGAGAAAGGAACUACAUGGUCCAUCCAGCGUCCCGAGAGGUCUCUCUUCAAUGACGAUGCCCGAGCUAGUCAAGAAGAUGGACGAGCUGCAGAUCCCGCUUCCACCGAAGCCCACCCGAGGACUCCUUCAGAGGAUCAUACGAGACUCGACAAGAGAUCUGUCGGAACAGAUCGUGACGUUCGGGAGGUACAAGAACUUGCUCUUCAGAGAACUCCCACAUUCGUAUCUUCGCUGGAGUCUUCAGGAAACAGCAGCGCAGGGAUCGGGGGCGUCCCACGAGUUGAGGCAGCUAGCCAACUUUGCCCAGAAGGUCCUCAAUCCUCAGAAGGAGACGUACCACGACCCAGAGAUGAGUGCUGCAAUCCCUUACCAACCGGAUCCAGAGGAGACGAGUUCGACCUCAACGAAGUGGUCUUUGGUGACGGGGACUUCGGAGGCCAUGGCAAGCGGGUACAAUCAGGGCAAGAACCAUGUCCCGACAGCGAAGCAGAUGGGAGCCAAGCGCGGCAUCGAAUCCGAGGAGAGCAAGAUGGCCCAAGACACUCCCCCGGAGGUACGAGAGGAACUCGAGGCACUAACCACCAGGCAAGCUCAUGGGGAACAGGGGAGCUCGAUUGCUUUUGGGGCCUAUAGUCAUGGUAACUUCCACGGCAUCAUUAAGAAGACCUUCGACCAUGUCUAUGUUGUGCGCUACAUGAAUGCUUUCUUGCGGGCACAUGGGGCCAAGGGUACCUGGAGUUCCCUCCAGAUCAAUGUGAACUGUCGUCCUCUUGUACAUCGUGAUCAGCACAACCAUAGCGACACCCUUGCAAGCACCAUCUCCUUCGGAAAUUUCCGCGGCGGUCGUCUGUGGAUAGAAACGGAUCCUGAAGCCCAGGUGCCAGAGAUCGGUGUCCCCCACAUUAUGUCAGAUGGCGAAGGGCGUGCUCUUUCAGGACACCUUGUCGACACUCGUGCGCUCGUGAAGUUCGAUGGUCGUCGUAAACAUGGCGUAGAAGAGUGGGAAGGGGAUCGUAUCAGCAUUACUGCUUACACAACACGUGGGGUGUCGCAACUGGCACGACAAGAACGGGACAUGCUGAGAAGUUUUGGUUUCCCCGUUGGGCAGGAUACCCCCACGAAGAUCGCCGUUGAGGACAAAUCCUGGAAAAACGAACACGUCCGGCGACCCAAGAAGAGCAUCAGAAGACAGAUCAUGCGAGGGGCUAGCCGAGCAAGUGCACUGUUGACCUUAAGUAUGACGGCAGCUUCGAGUUACGUCGCCGAGGUAAUGCUUCCGAGUUCAUCCCCAGACAGACCAUCAAUCCUGGAAAUUGGAGAUUUCGCUGCUACCUACACCCUUGCAGGAAACGGCAGCUCAGUCAUAGAACCGGUCUCGUGGGAGGAUUUUGUCAACGAUUCAGAUUGCCAGAGAGUUCUCGAAACCAUACAUGCCCUACACCCAUGUGUUGUCUGGAUUCGAGGUCACGACGAGAUCACCGAUGCCAAGUCCAACGAAAUCGCAUCCCAGGUCUUCUCCGCUGCGUUGAAUCAGAUCCUCUUGGGGGGUAUAUUCGUUCUCAGCGGUAACAAAGAACACAUGCUGUGGAGAGACCAUGCCUUCGACAGCUUGCUUAACAUGUAUGAGACCCAGUUAGAUGUCGACGCUCAAGGCUUUCAAGUGCUUCGUGUUGCGCAACCUGGAGUUCUGCAGCAAGGGCCUCAUUCGGUAUAUGUCGGAGAGAUCGAACAGCAGGUCCCCAAGCCCGUUCAGGCUUCCCUUGGUCGACUUCAUCAGAACCUCGGCCACCCAAGCAACCAUGACCUAGCGCCUGCGUGUUUGCCAUCUUUGUUGGAUUUCAACCAGCUCGUGAGCGUCGACGUUUUCACAGUUUUCGAUGCAGCCCAGGUGAAACAUUCGUUGCUGUCCGUCAUAGACCAUGCUACAACGUUCCAUCUUGUCGGAGAGCUUGAAGGGCAUUCUGCCGAAGCCUUUGAGCGGAAGUUCACUCAGAUGUGGGGAUCUGUUUUUGGGGCACCAGGAACAAUUGCUGCAGACUUGGAAACUGGUCUACAGGCCGGGCUGGCGAACUAUGCUGAAUUCCAUGGAUGCCGGCUUCGCCCCGCUGCAGGCCAGGCCCAUUGGCAGCAAGGACUCAUAGAGCGUCAUGGCCUCUGGUAUCAGGCUAUGCUCAGAAAAGUCAUAGAUGAGAAGUCCAUCGACGCUAGCGACCUUUACUAUGCCUUGCAAGCAGUGAACUCAGCUAAGAACGAGCUGCGCCGGAGACAUGGUUUCUCACCAACCCAAGAGAACUGUGCGCUGGCGAUGACGAAGAACGAUACCUGGAAAUACUUUCACAUGAUCGCCAACGACAACGGGAGAUGCAUAUUCGUGCCUCGGCCAGGAUCGCCUUUUACAGAACACAACUUGAUUCGAAGCUUCGUCGUGCACUUAUCCAGCGGGCUCGAGUUAAGCGUGGAGGGUACUGCGUCGGGGAGUUGGUGUGCUUUUUCAGAGUUGACAAAGGAGGGACAAAGUCCAACUUCAAACGAGGUAAGUGGCGGGGGCCCGGAACGAUCAUUGGACAUGAAGGUGGUAACUGGUGGGUUUCUUUUGGUGGGCGGUGUCAUCUUGUUGCUGAAGAACAUCUCCGUCCUAGCACUUCUGAAGAGCUUGGAGAAAUCCUAA
Molecule: messenger RNA, 5382 nt
Organism: Symbiodinium natans
Lineage: Eukaryota; Dinophyceae; Suessiales; Symbiodiniaceae
Source: the annotation of a GenBank genome assembly